UACUCCUGCUGCUAGGCAGCUCGGGUCGGUUGAAGCUAUAGCCUACUUCUCACGUGUCUGACUUCGCAUUAUGCCAUUCGCGAUGAGCGAAUCAUUCAUUUCCAAGAUUAAAAUUUCUCUUUUUCAACAGUCCAGUUGAAGAAAUCUUCUGUCCGAGAAUGGGAGAACUAUCCAGUCGGUCCCUCUAGUCAUGAUACGUUUUUUGACACUGCUCGGCAAGUCGCGCCCCAGCAGCGAAGAACAGUCUGUUACAUUAGCAUCUGUAGGUCAGUGUACUAUCUGAACACGAACCUGGCCACACCACGGCAUCCAAAGGUUGUGAAGGUUCUGUCCCGGGGGAGCAGAGGGGGACAAAGGUUUUAACAGAGACGCUUUCUGUCCUGUGAUCAUGAGGCCAUUCUGGGCCCUACGGUUGUGGAGAAAGGUGUUUUUGGUAAUAGCCUGCAUCUCUACCUUGCUCUGCGUCUUCCACAUGAACAGCAAGCCCCCGCCGGAUAAUAGCUGGCUGGAGUUUGGCAACGAAACCCCAGAGGACGCCUGCAACUGCACCAAGCUCCUGCAGGAGGACCCCGACGAAAUCGACCGCGCCAAGAUCCUCUCCGUCAUGGUCAGCUUCCGGGCGCAGACCAAGGUCACGGACACGAAGUUCAUGGAGCUGACGGAGGACUGCGAGACCUUCCGCGUCCUGCGGAAGUACGUGCCGUUCCCCCUGAGCCCGGAGGAGGCUGCCUUCCCCAUCGCGUACUCCAUCGUCGUCCACCACAAGAUCCAGACCUUCGAGCGGCUGCUGAGGGCCGUCUACGCGCCCCAGAACCUCUACUGCGUCCACGUGGACAGCAAGGCGUCGGCGUCGUUCCUCGCUGCCGUGGAGCUCAUCGCCUCCUGCUUCGACAACGUCAUCGUGGCCAGCCGCCUGGAGAGCGUGGUGUACGCCAGCUGGAGCCGGGUGCAGGCCGACCUCAACUGCAUGGGCGACCUGUACAACCACACCGCCCCCUGGAAGUACUUCAUCAACCUGUGCGGCCAGGACUUCCCGCUGAAGACCAACCUGGAGGUGGUGCGGACACUGCGGGCGCUGCAGGGGAAGAACAGCCUGGAGACGGAGAAGACCGUGCCCUCCAAGGAGCUGCGCUGGAAGAAACGGCACGAGGUGGUGAAAGGCGUCAUCAGGAGGACGGAGAAGAACAAGGCCCCGCCCCCCAUCACGACGCCCAUGUUCUCGGGCGGGGCCUACAUCGUGGUCAGCCGAGCGUUCGUACGCUUCGUGCUGGAGGACCCCAGGGCGCAGCAGCUGAUCGAGUGGUCCAAGGACGGCUACAGCCCGGAUGAGUUCCUUUGGGCGACGCUGCAGAGGAUGCCCGGGGUCCCGGGGUCGAUCCCCAGCAACCACCGCUACGACGUGACGGACGUCAACGCCCUCGCCCGGCUGGUGAAGUGGCAGUUCUACGAGGGGGUGGAGUCGAAGGGCGCCAUGUACCCGCCCUGCAGGGGCCAUCACGUGCGCGCCAUCUGCGUCUACGGCGUCGGCGACCUGGGCUGGAUGCUGCAGAAGCCGCAGCUCUUUGCCAACAAGUUCGACACCAACUCUGACCUCAUCGCUGUGCACUGCCUGGAGAAAUAUUUGCGGAACAAGGCCCUUCAGGAAAUGGCCCCAUUGCCCAGGUCCCGAUCCAUUAUUGCAUUAUUGGAAUUUGGCAGACGCUCUUAUCCAGAGCGACAUACAGUUGAUUAGACUAAGCAGGAGACAAUCCUCCCCUGGGGCAAUUCAGGGUUAAAGGCCUUGCUCAAGCGCCCAACGGCUGUGCGGAUCUUAUUGUGGCUACACCGGGAUUAGAACCACCGACCUUGUGUGUCCCAAUCAUUUACCUUAACCACUAUGCUACAGGCCGCCCUGUAUAACACUUUAACAUCACAGUCCCAGCUGAACAUUAGCAUCACGCUAACCCCAGCCCAACAUUAGCAUCACGCUAACCCAGCCCAACAUUAGCAUCACGCUAACCCAGCCCAACAUUAGCAUCACGCUAACCCAGCCCAGUGUUAGCAUCACACUAACCCCAGCCCAGUGUUAGCAUCACGCUAACCCCAGCCCAGUGUUAGCAUCACGCUAACCCAGCCCAGUGUUAGCAUCACACUAACCCAGCCCAGUGUUAGCAUCACACUAACCCCAGCCCAGUGUUAAAAUCAUGAUCAGCCCAGUGUUAGCAUCAUGUUAACCCAGCCCCAAGAUAGCAUCACGCUAUCCCCAGCCUAGUGUUAGUAUCAUAUUAACCCCAGACCAGCGUUAGCAUGACAUUUUCUCCAGCCCAGAAUUAGCAUCCCAUUUGCCCCAGUCCAGUGUGAGCAGGUUAGCGUUGCUUUUACUGUAUGUUUGUUGUUGUUUUAAAGCCCUUGUUUUAGCUGGUGCUCAGAAUGCUGGUGGCAGGCGAUAUGAUGACGACUAUAUGUUUAGAACAGCAGUCCAGGUGUAUUUUUCUAGUUCUGGAUGUGAUGCUUUGACUUGUGGUAGAACCUAUGCACUUGUAAGUCGCUUUGGAUUAAAAGCGUCUGCCAAAUGACUAAAAUGUAAAAUGUAAAAUGUAAAUGUGAGGGUGGUGAUGGCUGUGGCAGGCAGUGGAGGCAUGGCUGCUUCUCUGUUUCCUCUGACCCACUUUAAGUGCCUACAGCAGCCUAAUAUGGAAAGUUUGGCUUUCAGUUGAGCUGCCCACAGGGGCCACUUCUGCUUAAGGUGUCUGCACUUUCCACUUCUUCUUCUGGAUGUUGUUUUUGCUAUAGUUACAGCUGGGUUACUCACACGGGGGACUUGUGGUCUUGUGGCUGCUGGUUGCUUGCUGAGUUUGACGAAGACGUCCGACGAAGAAGUCCCAGCGAUGCGCUCGCCUGGGCUAAACUGUGGAGGUGUAUUACCCAGCCCAUGUUGGGGGGACUAUGGCUGGACCCCAGUACCAGUGUGCUCAUGAGCACAGCUGAAUGAGCUGAACAACUGAGGAUAACGGCACCAUGGGGAUGCCCCUAAAUAUGAAACAUGGACUGAAGUAAAAAGAGCUGUUCUUUUUCUCUGGCUGAAUCAGUAAUCCUGUUUGGUGGAACAGACCCCUGAUGGGAUGAAAGGUUAAGUUGCCUCAUUAUAUUUACAUCUAAAUAUGAAUCCCUGUUCCUGAAAUACCUGUGUUUGUUAUGAGUACAGGCAUAGCUGUAUAUGUGUUUUGGUUUUGUGUAUAGGUGCUUGUAGAAUCUCUGUGGAUUUACAAAGAGAGAUAUUUAUCUGGUUCUUCAUCCUGCAAGGGUGAAAACAAUGGUCUUUGCCCAGUCCGGAGUGCUACUGGGGAUAUACCCGGUCUUUGUCCAGGCCAGAGUGGUAGUCUUCAGAGUUAUCCAAUUAAUCUGUUCCAGGGUACUCCGAUUUCCUCCCACAGUCCAAAGACAUGCAGGUUAGGCUGAUUGGAGAGUCUAAAUUGCCCAUAGGUGUGAGUGAAUGGUGUGUGUGCCCUGCGAUGGACUGGCGACCUGUCCAGGGUGUAUUCCUGCCUUUCGCCCAAUGUAUGCUGGGAUAGGCUCCAGCCCCCCUGCAACCCUGUUCAGGAUAAGCGGGUUAGGAUAAUGAAUGAAUGAAUGAUUGAGGCUCUUCAGGCAUCACUGUCACCAAGAAGGAUUCUUAUUCAAAUGGAUCAGUGAGAAUAUGACUAAAUGUUUGUUGAACAUACGUUUCUACUAUUUAUGAAAAUGUCUGCCUUUGACUUGUCUUUGCUGAAUGAUUUUUUUGUAAAUAAUAAACAAAUAAGAACAUA
Conger conger (European conger) is the source of this 3785-nucleotide messenger RNA. Its product is annotated as beta-1,3-galactosyl-O-glycosyl-glycoprotein beta-1,6-N-acetylglucosaminyltransferase-like. The transcript has 3 exons. The coding region runs from base 389 to 1732 and encodes 447 amino acids. Gene Ontology annotation, cellular component: membrane. NCBI's taxonomy places the organism in Eukaryota, Metazoa, Chordata, Actinopteri, Anguilliformes, Congridae. The record is from RefSeq and is a predicted model, not a curated record. Gene Ontology annotation, molecular function: beta-1,3-galactosyl-O-glycosyl-glycoprotein beta-1,6-N-acetylglucosaminyltransferase activity.